CUCACCCUUAUGUAAAAGUUUCUUGCUUUUCUUGAUGUUCACGGGGUACACCACUUUACAUAUAACAAAUAAAAAAAAUAGAGAUUGAACCAAUUCCCAAAUCUCCAUCUCACCAAACCCUCUCUCUUCCCUUCCAUUCCCUUCCCUUUUCUCUGCAACUGUGAGCGCACAACAUACCAGAAAUGUCGUCUCUGAAGGAAAAGAACGGCGUGUGGGUGCCUCGUACUACCACCCAACAACCUCCUACUCGCCAAACCAGGCACCCCAAAAACCCUAAACCCAACUCCAUACCCAAACAAAACCCUAAUAAUAGUCCCCCUAAACCCCAUCACAACAACCCUGCUCCAUCCAAUCGCCAUCAAAUUCCUAAUCCAUCUUCGAAUCACCUCAAAUCCAAAAACCCACAGAAACCCAGUCGCUCUAAGCACUAUCAAAACCCUAAUGCAUCUGCUAAUCACAAUUACCCACGAAACCCUAGUCCAUCUUCUAACCAGCCAAACUCCAGCAACUCACAAAACCCUAAUCCAUGGUUUGACCAGCUCGAUCCCAACAGCUCAAAAAACCCUAACCCAUGGUUUAACCAGCUCGAUUCCAACAGCUCACAAAACCCUAAUCCAUGGUUUGACCAGCUCGAUUCCAACAGCUCAAAAAACCCUAAUCCAUGGUUUGACCACCUUGAUUCCAACAGCUCAGAAAACCCUGAUACAACUAACCACCAUCAAAACCCCAAUCCAUGGCCUAACCAGCUCGAUUCAGGCAACGCACAAAACCCUAAUCCCUUUCUAUCCAAUGAACCCACCAUGUUCACUGUGACUUUUGCCGGCCAAUCGGUUGAGACCACCAUCACAAGCGAGUCUUCAAUUGCAGACGAAUGGGUUCAGAAAGUCAUAGGAAAAAGGAAGAACGAUAAUGGCUUUUUGGUGGGUUUGGACAUAGAAUGGAAACCCAACUACGGUAGAGGCCAGGACAACGAGGCUGCAUUGCUUCAAAUUUGUGUAGAGAGAGAAUGCCUCGUACUCCAGCUUCUCUAUCUAGACAGCCUGCCUCGUGGCGUGAUGAAGUUUCUCUCUCAUGCCAAUAAUUGCUUUGUGGGCGUCGGAAUUGCGAAUGAUUUGGAGAAACUCGAGGAUGAUUAUGGCAUGAAGUGUAGAAAUCACCUGGAGCUGAGAAAAGUGGCUAGUGAGAAGAUGCAGAAGAAAGAUGUUUUGAACUGUGGAUUGAAGGAUCUGGUAAAACAGGUUUUGGGGGUGGAGCUGAACAAAUCGAAGAGGAUCACGAUGAGCGAUUGGUCGAGGACGUGCUUGACAGGGUCGCAGAUAGAGUAUGCUUGCUUGGAUGCUUAUGUUUGUGGAGAGAUGGGCAGGGUUUUGGUGGGUGGGUAUCAGUAUGAGUGAUGGUGGUGGUAAAGGUUAGAGAGAGAGAGUGGGGGAGGUUAUGAGAGAGAGGGUCGAUUUGUUACCUGGAGUGUGGGAGAAAGGGGAUAUGGUGUUUGGGUUUACAAAUGGAGCUGGAGGGUGUUCUGUUUUCUGUGCUAUGAGGUGAAGCCAUGGGCGUUUUGUUUCCUGGUUUUAGAGAGAGAGAGAUGGUGUGUUUGAUUGAUGGGGUGGUGACAAAUCAGGGAAGUGUCUGAUUCAGCAUUGUGUUUGUCCAUUUCACCCAUUUUUAACUGUUUUUUUGGGAUUUUUAUUUGAAGCUCUGCUAAACUUGGGUUUCUUUCUUCCUUGUACAUUUGCUUGCUUAUCUGCGUUUGCUUCUUACAUUACCUGCGUUUGCUUCUUGGAUUAUUGUAUGUCUCGUGAUCCGCAUUUCCAAAGAAAAUGAGGUUCCUA
Amborella trichopoda is the source of this 1829-nucleotide messenger RNA. RefSeq lists its product as uncharacterized. Gene Ontology annotation, biological process: nucleobase-containing compound metabolic process. Gene Ontology annotation, molecular function: 3'-5' exonuclease activity; nucleic acid binding. The record is from RefSeq and is a predicted model, not a curated record. Lineage: Eukaryota; Viridiplantae; Streptophyta; Magnoliopsida; Amborellales; Amborellaceae. Gene Ontology annotation, cellular component: nucleus; cytoplasm.